AUGGCGGCGACAACAGGCUCGCCGAAGCGCGGUCUCGAUGACUCGCUUCCCGCCCUCGAAACCGCCCUCGCACCCCCCCGCAAGAAGCUCAAGCCCUCCGACCUCCCCCUAACCCAAGCCCAACGCACCACAAUCGACAGCCUCCUCUACACCUUCAAGAAGAAAGGCGGCUUCGACGAGCUGCGCAAGAAGAUCUACAAACAAUUCGACGACGGUGACGCCAAGACCUCCCUCGUGACAUCGCUUCAGGAACUCACCGACCGCGAGAUCGACCGCAACCCUACGCUGCUGUCCAAGGACCGACGGAUCGCUGCACCGCUAGUUGAGGGUGCUGCGGAACGGAGCGAUGUGUAUCGCACGGCGCAGGCGCAUGUGCUGGAGUAUGUUCUCGCUAUGCGGGAGAUUGCGGAGGAUAAGAUGAGGGAUAUUCGGCGUGGGGAGAUUGGGGUUGAUGCGGCGGUGGAUGAGCAGCAACGCGGUGGGAAGACGGAGGAGGAAUACGCGCGUGAGGCUGCGGAGCGGCGGGAAGAGCGGCACAGGAUCAGGGAGGAGGCGAAGGAGAAGGAGAGGGCUAUAGAGCGGGAGAAGCGGAAGGCGGCCGCGGAAGAGAGGUUGCGGAAGGUGCGUGAAGAGGAGGCGAUGGAGAAGGAGAGGCUGGAGAGGGAAGAAAGGAGAAGGCUUGAGCGGGAGGCGGAGAAAGAAGAGGAGAGAAAGCGGAGGGAGGCUAUCGAGCGGGAGCGCGAGGAACGGUACGAGAGAAGAAGGCGCGAGGAAAAGGAGAGAGAAGAGGCAUAUGAGCGCGAACGAAGGGAACGGCGAGAACGAAGACGGUCGAGGACGCCUAGGCCGCGCUCGAAAACCCCAGAACGCGAGAGAAAACCGUCGCCGCGGAACGUCAAGAACCUUGAGGAAAUCGCACUGGAGCUACUCCUACAAGAAGGCAAGGAGCUGGUAGCAAAGUCAAACGCACGACCGCAGCUUGAGCGAUCAGAGUCUUUGGAUCCGCCGGCACGUAAGAGCAUGGCGCCAAAGUCCAUCGUGCCCCGCGAUCCUGUUGCUGCAAGGCUUGCAAAGUUAGACAAGCCUCCUGUCAAAUCCGAAGACGGAGAGAUCAAGGAACCGCCAGUAAAAGGCGGCGCAUCUACGGCCAACGAAGGAGUCAAGCGAGAAGAAUCCGCUUCAGUUGCUGGUGAGCGACCACGAAGCCACUAUGGCGAACGAGAACAAGGACGCCCCAGGUCAAGGAGCCGUGACCGAAACACAAGACAGUCUUCGCCACGGCCCAGCCGGUACGAAGAGGACCGGCGCUCCUCUCGGUAUGAAGAGGAAAAGUACAAGCCCCGCAACGAGGACCGUCGUCGCUCAUCCCGAUAUGGUAGCCGUAGCCCAGCAAGAGCAGUCGAACGCGACGACAGAGACCGGCGCCGCCCCUCGCGCAGCAGAUCUCCUCCCCGCCGCAACUUUAGAGAUCGGUCGCACUCGCCUCGUCGUCGCCGUACAUCUCGCUCGCGUAGCCCUAAGGAGAUCGACAGAUACGUCCCCGGUGGAGCAAAUAGGACUCGUGAUCGGGAUCGGGAUCGGGAUCGGGAUCGCGAACGUGAACGUGAACGUGAACGUGAGCGAGACAGAGAGGGGGACAGGGACAGGGACAGGGAUAGAGGCGGAGAUCGAGAUAGAGACAGGGACCGCGAACGCGACCGGGACAGAAACCGGGACUACCGCGGCACCAGACCAUCGUACGGUAGAGACGCAGAGGAGAGGCCUAGCUUUAGGGACAUCGAUCGAUACGUUCCUGGCGGCGGUAGUAGCAGGGCUCGAGAGGGAGGUGACAAGGAAAAGGAUAAGGAUAGGGAGCGGAAGCGUGAGCGGAGCACUAGUCGAGAUCGAAGGAGGAGCAGAAGUAGGGAGUCGAGGCGUUGA
This is a messenger RNA of Coniosporium apollinis CBS 100218, 1920 nucleotides long. RefSeq lists its product as uncharacterized. The record is from RefSeq and is a predicted model, not a curated record. NCBI's taxonomy places the organism in Eukaryota, Fungi, Ascomycota, Dothideomycetes. The transcript has a single exon. The coding region runs from base 1 to 1920 and encodes 639 amino acids.